Molecule: messenger RNA, 1705 nt
Organism: Aspergillus calidoustus
Lineage: Eukaryota; Fungi; Ascomycota; Eurotiomycetes; Eurotiales; Aspergillaceae
Source: the annotation of a GenBank genome assembly
UGUCCUCCCCAGAUUAGCUAGGUUUUCCUCUCCCGCCUUGUUGAUAUUGAGAGUACUAUAAGAACGUAACCUGCGAUAUAAGAAACUGAGCCCUCCGUAUCGUAUCUCCCACGCCUGUUCGCGCCAUUUCACAAGAAAACCACCUACUCUACUACGGAAGCUAUCCCAGCACUCCCAACUUGAAACCAGCGCGCCAGAACAACCUUGAAGAUGGCGCGGCAAGGGUGCGGACCGCGCAGAAGGCGCCAGCAGAACCCGCUCGAGAUCGCAAAUGGCCACCUCACUUCUGUUGCAAACCACCUGCGGCGCGCAGUGCGAUAUACCGGAGUGUAUAAACUCUAUUUCCGACAAGAAUUACGAUCCCGCCUCAUGGCUCUCCCACCCGAAAUCCGACUACUGAUAUACGAGUACGUCCUCGGCUACCGCACCAUACACAUCGAGCGUGGGGAAGACAUUGGCUGGCACUAUUUUGUAUGCAGAGGUGAGAAUAGAACUCAUUCCGAGCUGGCGGUCGGCGAGAUCUGGGCGGGACAUAGAGGACAUGGACAUGGUGUCCCCGGCAGCGUCCCGGGCGAGGGCAAUGCGAACAGCUGGAAAAGCACAAUCCCAGCGUGCCGAUUCGCAUAUCGGAGCAGCUUCGGCGCCGUGGUCAGGAACUGUAGCGCAACCCGUUGGUUCAUCGAGGCCGAAUCCGAGCAGGUCUCGCGCGAACUGUUAUUGCAUUUGGACCUGCUAUCACUAAACAGGCUCGUUCAUCACGAGGCCGCGCAGCUUGUGUACCGCACGACCAUCUUCGCGUUCCGCGAGGUCGACGCGUUUCGCGAAUUCGCCGAUAAGGACGGGCAGUUGGCGAGUCGUGUGCAGAAUCUCGUGCUCUACUUCGAGCCACGGGGCCGGCGGAUGCAUCUCUGGAAUGAGUGGCUGCGUGAGCAGAUAUAUUCUGGUUACGAGGACCCGGAGAUAUUGAGCGUCUUCUCCAGCGUCCAAAAGCUGCAGAUUGUUGUGGGCGGGUCUAAGCCGUUGGAUGAGCGGUGUCUAUGGACUGUGUAUGGAUUAUUCGCGCUGUGUAAGCUCGGCGUUCGAGAGGUCUCUGUUGAUGUCAGUCUCUGUUCUGGGAUUCACGAUGGAACGAGGCGGUUUGCUCGCGCCUUGGAGGGGAAGCUGCGGCGAUUGUGGGACGAUGAGGCUGAGAGGGAGAUGGGCGAGCUGGAGGUCGAGUAUGCGAGCAGCCCAGUUGGGAUGGUCAACGCUUUUAUGGUGGAGGGGAGUCGCUGUAUCUUUCCAGGUUAGAUAGCCACGGCUGGUUUCGAGCGCAGAGUGAUGUCAGUGAGUGUGUUUUGAGCGUGGGCUCGUGCAGAGACUGCUUGUGAACCUCUACGGCUUUUGUUGGAGGCCAAUGUGGUAACGUGACUGAGGCUGCCUGGUAUUAACACCUGCUUUUCCACGAGUGAAUCUUUCUUUCUUCCUUCCAUGCUCUUGGAAUCGUCCUGUGGUCCUUUGAAGGUCUGUCUACUCACUCUUCAACAUAAAUUGGCCCUUUCUUUCAACCAGCCUAUUAUAGUGAACAGACGUUUCUUAGGCACCAUUUCCUUUCAUUUGGACUCGAUGGCGAUGCCAACACAGCACACCCAGGCCCUAGAGGUCGACGAGAAUCAACGCACCCUGCCCACCUUCUGCCCCUAUACAGGUUUGAGCUUGAUCCCAC